ACCCUUAGAACAAAGAGAAACAGAAGAGCACACGCCACUGUCUUGCUUUACCUUCUUACAAUUUAGUGAUAUCGAUCAUUGGUUUUGUUGCAAGCCCAGCAUGGCUUCAUUGCAAGAACCAUGGCUUUUGGAGAAUGGCAACCUUAAGGGCUCAAGCAAGGAGAUGAGACAUGGAAGGACUGCACACAACAUGUCAUCCUCAUCAUUGCGCAAAAAAUCAGACCUCACUCUUGUGUCAAAAGUUAAAUGUGGAAUGCUUAGACUCUUGUUAACUAAUCUUCAAGAGGUCAUUUUGGGGACAAAACUUUCAGUUCUUUUUCCUGCCAUUCCACUGGCCAUUGCUGCUCAAUGCUAUGGCUUUGGGAGACCCUGGAUUUUUGCUCUGAGCUUACUUGGACUGACCCCACUUGCCGAACGUAUCAGCUUUAUAACAGAGCAAAUUGCUUAUUACACCGGCCCAACAGUGGGAGGGCUACUGAAUGCAACAUGCGGCAAUGCUACAGAACUGAUAAUAGCAAUUUUUGCACUGUGGCAACACAAAGUAGAAGUGGUGAAAUAUUCACUCUUGGGUUCCAUACUAUCAAACCUACUAUUAGUUCUUGGCACCUCGCUCUUCUGUGGUGGCAUUGCCAACCUUGGAAAGGAACAAAAAUAUGAUAGGAGACAAGCUGAUGUGAACGCACUGCUUCUGCUUUUGGCAUUGCUGUGCCAUAUGUUGCCACUUUUGUUUCGGAUUUCUGGAGCCUCCGCUUCCCUCACUGCAGUCCCAACACUGCAGUUGUCGAGAGCAAGCAGCAUUGUAAUGCUGGUUGCAUACAUUACAUACAUCAUUUUUCAGUUAGUGACACACCGACAAUUAUUUGAAGCACAAGAGGAUUCAGACGAAGAUGAUGGUGAUGUGAAUUCAGAAGAAACACCUGUGAUAGGCUUCCGGAGUGGAAUAGUUUGGCUGGUUGGAAUGACUGCUGUCGUAGCCUUGUUGUCAGAAUAUGUUGUGGGGACAAUCGAGGAUGCUUCAGAAUCUUGGGGCCUUUCUGUCAGCUUCAUUAGCAUUAUCUUGCUGCCAAUUGUUGGGAAUGCGGCUGAACAUGCUGGAGCAGUCAUUUUUGCUUUUAAAAACAAGUUGGAUAUAUCUUUGGGUGUUGCACUAGGUUCUGCUACUCAAAUUUCUUUGUUUGUGGUUCCACUCUGUGUAGUUGUUUCUUGGAUGUUGGGCAUUAAUAUGGAUCUUAAUUUCAAUCUCCUUGAGACUGGUGCUCUUGCUAUAUCAAUAAUCACCACAGCCUUCACCUUACAGGAUGGUACUUCUCAUUACCUGAAAGGAUUGACUCUAUUGCUGUGCUACGUUGUUAUUGGAGCAUGCUUUUUCGUAUCCAAAACACCACUGAACCACGGAAACGUCAUCAACUUGGGUGUCAAUUCCGAGGUCGGAGUCAUCACAGCUUAACAGGGCUUGGCCUUUUUAGGGUUGCUCUCUGAAUGAAGAUCACAGCAUCAAAACAUCACCAACAGAUUGAAUGAAUUUGUUAUUCUUUCAUUUUGCUCCACCUGUCCUGGCCUGCAUGCCUGCCUGAAAGCAAGCAAUAUUUUGCAUUUUGCUUGUCCAUGAUGUACUUGUUAUCCCUUCAAAGCUGAAAUGCCAGGCACCAUUGUGGCUUUAAGAAUACAGGCCACAGCUUAUGUAAUGUAUAGAUUUCUGGGUGUUUUUGCAACCGAGUUUUUGUAUCUUAUGCCACUAUAUAGAAGGUGGCAUAUGGCACAAGGGUUAUAUAUUCAGUACUCUUGUAGCAAAAUAAUUAGUCAAUGAGAAGAGUUGUUUGUGUUUGCAGCUUGAUUAA
Messenger RNA from Populus trichocarpa (black cottonwood), 1838 nucleotides. Its product is annotated as vacuolar cation/proton exchanger 3. Gene Ontology annotation, cellular component: plant-type vacuole membrane. The record is from RefSeq and is a predicted model, not a curated record. Gene Ontology annotation, biological process: calcium ion transmembrane transport; intracellular calcium ion homeostasis. Bases 101 to 1447 code for a protein of 448 amino acids. Gene Ontology annotation, molecular function: calcium:proton antiporter activity. Lineage: Eukaryota; Viridiplantae; Streptophyta; Magnoliopsida; Malpighiales; Salicaceae. The transcript has 11 exons.